GUCGGCAGCUCUUCUGUUCUGCGUGUUUAGGCAGAGAGAUGACUCAAAGAAUUGGGCUCCUGUUUUGCUGCCGAACCCGGGGGCUCCGGUGUCCGCCGCUGUUUCUCCUGGGCGUGACCUGCCACGCCGUUGUCCUCUGCUCCUUGCUCCCUGGCCUGGAAGGAAGUGCCCGCCUUUGGCAUCUUUCCAGUAACGUGUCGCACCACGAGCUGGGCUUUUGUGAGACAGAAGCUAAAUUAGCCUUGUCUCUCGACUUUUGGACUCUGUCCUCCGAAAACCUUAAAGCCGUGUUGCCAGUUGAUCCUGUUAAAGAAAAUUAUGUUCGUAAAGUGAAAAACUGUAUUUUUUCAAUUGCCUUCCCUACUCCUUUCAAAUCAAGAGUACGUCUUGUAGCAGUUUCAAAGGAAGUUCCAGAAGAUAUUUUGGACCUUGACUUAUCUGUCUCCGAAACAGAUGAUUUUAUCCAGCUUGUGAGUGGUGAAAAGAUAGUAUUUGGAUCCAUUCCAUUGGCUCACAGAUAUGGUGGGCACCAGUUUGGGAUAUGGGCAGGUCAGCUUGGGGACGGAAGAGCCCAUCUUCUUGGAAUUUACAUGAACAGGCAGGGUGAAAAGUGGGAGCUCCAAUUAAAGGGCUCAGGAAAGACUCCAUACUCCCGAAAUGGUGACGGCAGAGCUGUACUUCGUUCCUCAGUGAGAGAAUUUUUAUGCAGCGAGGCUAUGCACUCUCUUGGAAUUCCAACUAGCAGAGCUGCAAGUCUGGUUGUGAGCGAUGAUGAAGUAUGGAGAGAUCAGUUCUACAAUGGAAACAUUGUGAAAGAAAGAGGUGCAAUAGUGCUGCGUGUUGCAAAAUCAUGGUUUAGAAUUGGAUCAUUAGAAAUUUUGGCUCAUUAUGGUGAACUGGAUUUACUAAGGACAUUAUUAGACUUCAUCAUACGGGAGCACUUCCCCUCAGUGAAGGUCACAGAACCUAACAGAUAUGUGGAUUUUUUCUCUAUUGUGGUAUCAAAGACGGCACAACUCAUUGCCUUGUGGAUGUCUGUUGGUUUUGCUCAUGGUGUUUGUAAUACCGAUAACUUCAGUUUGUUAUCCAUUACAAUCGACUAUGGCCCAUUUGGUUUUAUGGAAGCCUAUAACCCAGAUUUUGUCCCAAACACAUCUGAUGAUGAAAGAAGAUAUAAAAUAGGAAAUCAGGCCAAUGUUGGGAUGUUUAAUUUAAACAAGUUGUUGCAAGCUUUAAACCCAUUACUGGAUCCUAGGCAAAAGCAGCUAGCUGCUCAGAUUCUUGAGGGGUAUCCAGUUCUUUAUUAUACAAGAUUUAGAGACUUGUUCAAAGCCAAACUGGGGUUACUUGGAGAGAGGAAGGGUGAUGAUGAUGUAAUUGCAUUUCUCUUACAUCUCAUGGAAAAGACAGAAGCUGAUUUUACAAUGACAUUUCGGCAGCUCAGCGAGAUUACCCAAAGCCAGUUAGAGGAGCUCAACAUUCCCCAGCAAUUCUGGGCACUGAAGAUGAUUUCAGAGCACAAGCUUUUUCCUGCCUGGGUGUCCCAGUACCUUUUGAGACUGAAGAGUAACAUGAAUGAUUCAGAUUCUGAAAGAAGAAAAAGAAUGACAACUGUUAAUCCUAGGUAUGUACUGAAGAACUGGAUGGCAGAAUCUGCAGUGCGAAAAGCAGAAAGGAAUGAUUUUUCAGAGGUCUGUCUUCUCCAGCACGUUCUUCAGCAUCCUUUCCAGAAGCAUUCUGCAGCGGAGAAAGCAGGCUACUCCUCACCUACUCCUUCUUGGGCUAAAGACCUUAGAGUUAGCUGCUCCUCUUAAUUUAGGGUGAAUAAAUUAAGGAAUACUUCUGUCAUUGAAUUCGACAUAGAGUGAUCUAUUUGAUAAAUUCUUAAUGACUACAUUUUGAUGACAACCCCACAUUUCAUAAAAAGGAUUAUGUUUGCAAAUAUUUUUUAAUCAAAUAAACUGGACCUAUUCUUUGGAACAACUUUGUGAUCAUUUUUGUUCUAAUGAAUAACUUCGGUGGAAUAAUAAAAUAUGUUUGGUAAGGUGUUUGAGUUAUUCUCAAUAACUGAAAAAUCUUAUGGCAAUCUUUUAAUGAACUUGUAAGUAUUCAUCUAUGACAUGCUAUGUACCCAGUGCUGUGGGGCACAUCGGAUAAGUAUGCAGUUUAACCACACUCCUAGGGCUUUUUUGUCUCUUAUAGUGGUUUUCAGACAUUAACCAAAGUAAAGAGAAUAGUAUAAUGAACCUGAUUUACCAGCCAGCUUAAUUAUCAAUGUGUGAUCAGUGUUAUUUCAUCUACAUCCCUACACAUUUCCCCUCAUUUCUAGUUAUUGUUUUAAUUGAGGUAUAAUUUCUGUAUCCCCACAUAAGUUCCCAGAUGUGUUUCAUUUAGUUUACAAAUAUUUCUAUACGCAUCUCCAAACAUUAAUGACUGAAAACACAUGCCAAACCUUAUCACCUUAAGACAACUGAACAACUCCCUAAUUCAUCGAAUCAAAUGACUAGUUUUUGGAUUUUUCCUAUUGUUUUAUAAGUUACUAUCAUCACUAUUAUUAUUUUAUAGUUACUUAUUUGAAUUGGGAUCCAAGUAAAGACACAUUCGAAUUAGAUGACAAAAUCUCUUGAGUUUCUUUUGAUAUUUUUGGAUACAACCGCCUGCAUCUUCUUUUUCCUUGCAAUUUUUUGUUUUGGUUGAAGAGAGCAGGUUACUUAUCCCAUAGUGUGUCCCAGAGUCUGCAUUUUGCUGGUUGCAUCUCUGUGUUAUUGUUUAGCAUGUUGCUCUGUCACCUGUAUUUCUAUAAACCUUCUAUUUAUCGGAGGAAAUACUUGCCAUCAGAAGGCAAGUGUGUGUACUUCCACCAACAAGUACAUAUUGGCUGUCUCUUUUUGUGAUAUAAGCAGCCCCUGACAGUCAUCUCCUUGACCCACUGAUUCAAUAAGGUUGUAAAAUGAUAAUCUAAUCCUAGCAUUCAUUUGUUAGCUGUAAUCCUUCUAUAAAGGAAAACUUUCUAUCAUUAAUUAUUGGUUAUCCUGAGAUACAGAAAGGCAAAUGAUUGGUUCCCAAGCAUCCUCCAAAGACAGCCAGUAGGCUUAUUUGUUUUAGUAUCAUUAUGAACUCUUGAAUUUAAGCACAUUUUAUGUUUUAGAUUAUUGCAGUUAUUAUCCUAACCUAUGUACAAAUUGUCCCAUGUAUGGCCAGUGAGGUUUUAUUCAUGAUGGCUCCUCGUGUACAUGAUCCUAGAAAUUUGUUUUUCUUUUUUUUUUUAGAUUUUUAUUUAUUUAUUAGAGAGAGAGAGAGAGUGAGAGCACAGAGGAAGAGUGAGAGGGAGAAGCAGAUUCCCCGC
This is a messenger RNA of Zalophus californianus (California sea lion), 3346 nucleotides long. RefSeq names its product protein adenylyltransferase SelO-like. Lineage: Eukaryota; Metazoa; Chordata; Mammalia; Carnivora; Otariidae. The transcript is spliced from 19 exons. Bases 39 to 1814 code for a protein of 591 amino acids. The record is from RefSeq and is a predicted model, not a curated record.